Rotaria sp. Silwood2 is the source of this 2442-nucleotide messenger RNA. The record is from the annotation of a GenBank genome assembly. Lineage: Eukaryota; Metazoa; Rotifera; Eurotatoria; Philodinida; Philodinidae.
AUGCAUCCAGUCGGACCACAACAGCAACAAAGACGUGGUAAUUCAACUCGAAUGCCAUUAAUGUAUUCAAGUUCUUUACCGCCUGCACCUUUGUUAGCAGGACCUCCUCAAACAUCACGUUAUGGUGUUAUUAGUAAUUUUCAACAAUUAACAACAGGAAGUGGUGGUGGAAUGAAACAUCAUCAACGUGGAAGUGGAAAUCGUGGUGGUCGAGGAUCAACAACAAUUCAUCGACAACAACGUCCAAUAGCUGGUUCUCGUUAUCAUCCUUAUCCAUUUCGACCACCUUUACCGCCUCAACAACAACGUUUCUAUCGUCCAGCACAACCAUUACCACGUACACCUGCUGCAUUAAUGGGUACGCCACCUGGUAUGUCACAAUCAGAAUAUGAAUUAAUUCAUUCAGCACAAGUUCAACGUGAUAAAAAGAAACUUGAUGUAUUAGCACCAUCGAAUACAACACAAUUUCUUAUACGUGAUCAUAAUCGUCAAACACCAUCAUCAAUAGCAACACCAACACCAACUCAUCAAACAAGUAUGGCAAAGCCUUACUCUGCACAUCGCUAUAUGAGAGUCGAUCAAGUUUUGAUUGUUAUUUGCGAUAAAGAGUACACCGGGGAUGAAAUUCAACAAGUACUUUUAUUCGGUGGUUCAACACGUAUUCCACGUGUUCAACAGGAAUUAAGCAAAUCUCUUGGCGGAAUUGAUCUUGGUAAAAGUUUAAAUACCGAUGAAGCGGCUGCUAUGGGUGCUGUUUAUCAAGCUGCAGCACUUUCAAAAGGUUAUCGUGUUAAAAGAUUUCUUGUUAAAGAUGCAAAUCAAUAUCCAAUAAAUGUUCAAUUUGAACGACAUUCUGAUGCAACAAUGGAAAAUUCUGAACAAAAAUUAAUUGAUCGAACAUUAUUUCAACGAAAUAAUCUUUAUCCAAAUCGAAAAGUGAUGACAUUUAAUCGACAUAUUGACGAUUUUUCAUUUGAUGUUCGUUAUGGUGACUUAACAUAUCUUUCAGAUACGGAUAAACGUGCACUUGGACAAACCGAAUUAUUUCGUGUAAAUGUUCUUGGUGUUCGUACAGCAUACGAAAAACAUAAAGAUACAAGUGAAUCAAAAGGUGUUAAAGCACAUUUUCAACUAGAUGAAAAUAGUCUUCUUGUUCUUGAUCGAAUUGAAUUUGUUUUCGAACGAAAAGAAACUGAAGCCGAUAAAAAUACAACUAAUGAUGAAGAUGAAUCAACAUUAUCAAAAUUAGGUAGUAAAAUUUCAAGUUUUUUUUCAUCAUCUGGUUCAUCAAAAUCCGAAAAUGAUACAAAUAAUGCAACAAAUACUACCGAUGAAAAGAUUCCAACUAAUAAUACUGAAACAAAUAACGAUGAACAAUCAAAAAAAACUGUUGAUGAAAAAGAAGGAACUAAUACAACUGAUAAUACGACAACAACAACAGCAGCAACAACCACAACGACGCCACCACCGCCCAAAACAAUAACAAUUCGUGAACCAUUAGAAUUUCGCUUAGAAAUUCUCGGUUAUACUGAUCCAACAUCGGAAGCACAAGCUAAUUCAAUGAAAAAAUUAACAGCUUUGGAUGAACAUGAUCGUCAAUUACUGGCUUUAUCAACAGCAAAAAAUAAUCUUGAAUCAUUUAUCUACGAUAUGCGUGAUAAACUUGAACAUGAUUCAAAUUAUAAAAAAGCAGCAACAUCAGAAGAACAAACAAAAAUUAAUGAAAAAUUAACUGAAAUUGAUGCAUGGUUAUGGGAUGAUGGUAUUGAUGCUGAUGUUAAAACAUUAAAAUCUAAAUUAGAUGAAUUAAAAACUUUAACAAAAUCUUUAAUAUUACGUGUACGUGAAAGUGAUUUACGUUCACAAAAAAUUCAAGAACUUAAAGAUAUACUUAAUUCUACUGAACAUUUUGUUCGAACAACACGUGUUUUAUUUUUAAAAAAAGACGAUGAUGAAAAACCAUUUACUGAUGGAGAUAUUGAUGCAUUAGAAAAAACUAUUAACGAUGUAUAUAAAUGGAAUGAUCAAGUUUUAGAUUCAUUUUCAAAAUUAUUACCAACUGAUAUCCCAAAAUAUUUAUCAAAUGAUUUCGAUGAUAAAAUUAAUUUAUUGAAACGUGAAACAAAUUAUUUACUUGGUAAAAUUCAACGAUUUGUUCCAAAACCAAAAACAACAACAACAACACCGACAACAACAACAACAGCAAAAGUUCCAAUAGAUAAUGAAACAAAUGUUGAAGAAGAAAAAGAACAAGAAACAUCUUCGACAACUACUUCGAUUCCUGAACAAGAAGAGACAACAACAGCAAAAGUUCCAAUAGAUAAUGAAACAAAUGUUGAAGAAGAAAAAGAACAAGAAACAUCUUCGACUACCACUUCGAUUCCUGAACAAGAAGAGACAACAACAACAAAAUCAGAUGAAGAAGAGCAUCCGGAAUUAUAA